Messenger RNA from Ahaetulla prasina, 2655 nucleotides. It is a transcript of the gene P2RY12, whose product is annotated as purinergic receptor P2Y12. The record is from RefSeq and is a predicted model, not a curated record. NCBI's taxonomy places the organism in Eukaryota, Metazoa, Chordata, Lepidosauria, Squamata, Colubridae. Gene Ontology annotation, cellular component: membrane. Gene Ontology annotation, biological process: G protein-coupled receptor signaling pathway; blood coagulation. The transcript has 5 exons. The coding region runs from base 455 to 1453 and encodes 332 amino acids. Gene Ontology annotation, molecular function: G protein-coupled purinergic nucleotide receptor activity.
CUGUAGUGUCUGAAGCUGACCAGCUACAUUUGGAUUUUCAGAAUAUCUCGAGUAAUCUUCUUCAAUUGAUGCCUAGCCUCUUCACGUUCUUUUCCAACUCCAUAAAGAAGUAUCAUGCGCUGGUUAUAUUCAUGACUUGAUGAUUCAUCCUGGCAGCGUACUGGUACCAGGCCACAGACUUCAGAUUGGGGACAUCUGCCCUAGAACAUUCCCAAAAUCUUCAAGAUGCUUCAACAAAUGUAGAAGACCACAAUGGAAGAGGAAAUCAACAGAAAAUAGUCAGGGAAAAGAAGGAUCUCUGCUGAUGGAGUUUGCUAUAUAAGCCUUAUUUUGGAGCAAACAGUCAAUCCAAAAUAAAAAGAGAGGAAAACAGAUCAAGAAACAUUUGUUUCCAGGAAAGGUAACUUUCCAAUGAAGGAAAAUCCAGACACUUAAGAAAGCAAUUAAAGCGACGAUGGGACUAGACUACAGCCCUCCUGAAAACAGCAGCAACUGCACCACAGACAGCAAGAUGAAUCAAGUUCUCUUUCCUUUGUUAUAUACUAUUAUCUUCUUUAUUGGCAUAAUCAUGAAUGGCCUGGCCAUGGGAGUUUUUUUCCAGAUCCCCAGCAAAUCAAAUUUCAUUGUGUUUCUCAAGAACAUAGUGAUUACUGACAUCCUGAUGGUAUUAACGUUUCCAUUCAAAAUUCUCAGUGAUGCAAAACUGACUUCCUGGAAAUUGAGAGGGUUUGUUUGCAAGGUGAGUCAGGUCAUCUUUUACUUCACCAUGUACAUCAGCAUUAUUUUUUUUGGACUUAUAACCAUUGAUCGAUAUUUGAAGACUGUCAAACCUUUCAAAUCAUCAAGAAUUAACAAAGUACCAGCAGCCAAGAUUUUGUCUAUAAUUAUCUGGAUUUUCAUGUUUUCUGUUUCCCUCCCAAACAUGAUAUUGACAAACAAGAAACCAACAUAUGAGAAUGUGAAGAAAUGUGCUGACCUAAAAUCUUCCUUAGGACUACUAUGGCAUGAAAUUGUUACAUAUAUUUGCCAGUUUAUCUUCUGGAUUAAUUUUGUUAUCAUAGUUGUAUGCUACAUACUCAUUAGCCGGGAACUGUACAACUCCUACAAAAGAACAAGAUGUUUGGGAAAGGCAAAUAAGAAGACUGUGAAUAUCAAGAUUUUCAUAAUUAUUGGUGUAUUUUUUGUCUGCUUUGUUCCUUUCCAUUUUGCUAGAAUUCCUUAUACUCUGAGCCAAACCAGAGAUGUUUUUCAGUGUUCAACUCAAAAUAUUUUGUUUUACAUAAAAGAGACCACUUUGUGGUUGACUUCCUUGAAUGCAUGCUUAGACCCAUUCAUUUAUUUUGCCCUCUGCAAAUCAUUUAGAAAGUCUCUUUUAAAUAAUUUGCAUAAAUAUUUAAGGAAAACAAGAGAGCAUCAUAGUAGAGAAACUACAGAUGAAAAGACACCAAUGUAGAUAAACAAGAAACCUAGCUAAAUAUAGGUUGUAUCACACUGAUGCAAUUUAUAUUUUCUAACAUAAAUUUGUCAUUCUUAGUUUUACAGAAAUCAGGAAUCAUACAUAGCCCAUGAUACUAACAACCAGCUACAAAAUUAUCGCUGCUGCAUUUUCUUUUAACAUCAUAGCUACAAAGUUUGAUUCACAUUAAGAAAAAAUUGAUUGGACAGUAACAAAAAUUCUGUAUGCUUAAAGAAAAAGGCUCUUUAGAGGAAGGCAGGGAGCACUAAGUAUACAAAAAAAAUGACUAUUAAGAAGUUCCGUGAUAAUGAUAAGUAGACAUCAUUCAGAAAUCCUAUAGAAAAGAAAAUCCUAUAAAAAAGAAAAAGGUGUUUCAAAAUCUUUAAUCCAGAAUUUGCUAUUAGUAACUUUAUAUCUUUUUAAGGUUUAGUUCCCAGACACUCUAAUAAUCAACACCUUCAACUCCCUUUCCCUUCAGAAAGGCAAAACUAUUUAUGCAUCAAUUUAUUGUUUUUUCACCUUGGGCCCUUUGUUUCUGAAUUAAUUAGAAGUCUGUCUUCCAUGGAUUACUUAUAUAAACUAACCAACAACAAUUUUAAUAUAUAACUUGGUAGUUCAUUUAGUUAAUAAAACUAAAUAAUGCUGGCAGCUAUUUAUUAUAAAUCAUUUUCCCCCAUAUUGUGGAAAAGAGGCACCUAGUUUUAUUUAUAGCAAUAAGCAUUACUGUAAGUAUUACUUUAUAAGUAUUAUGUUAUAAGACUAUAUUAUUAUUUUAACUUUAGAAUAAGAUCUUAUUUGCUAUAUAUUAGUGUCUGAUUAUGAACUGUACCAUCAAAUCUAUGAUAUUUAGUGACCACAUAGAUUUUUUUCGGGACUUUAUAUCAAUAAACAUCUUAUAAAUCACUGAGUGCAUCAAAAAAAUAACUUAAGAAAUAAAGUAAUGUCCUAUACAAUUUAUUUUUCUUAAAUGAUGUAAUAUUUUGGGGGAAAAAACCCUGCAUAACAGGGUUUCAAAUAUGCCUUUUAAAGAAACAAAAAAAAAAUUCUGCUUAGUAAGCCUUUUUUUCUAAAUUGCUUUCUUAAGAUGAAUAAAUGUCUUCAUGUUCUUCAGUAUCAUUUUUUUAAAUAUAUAAAUUAUAAUUCUGGUAUAGAUGUCAUGUAACACACAAUAUAAAACUGAAUUUUACUGAGAUGAAAAU